AUGCAUUUGUCGCCGUCCUCCCCAGCCCUGGUCUCCCCAAUCGCGGUCGUACAAAACCGAAAUCAGUCCGCGAAGAGGCAAAACGGAAAGCGAUCGACCGGUGCUGUCGUCAUCCUCCUCAGCCCUGGUGUCGCCGUCCUCCCCAGCCCUGGAGAAUAUUUUAAGGCCCAUAAUAGUGUUACUGGGAAAAAAUUCAAUGGCGUUUUUCAAGCCCCAGCUCGCCGGUCUCUGUUAUCAGAUGCGACACAGGGAACUGAAACUGAUACUGCAUUGGUGGCUGGUUUGGAUGGUACAAUUUAUUUAUUGGAGCUCGGUUCUACGAAACCUCUCUGGUCGUUUUCAUCAGGACGAACAAUUUACUCAUCAUAUCAGGCCUCUGUUUAUGAUACGGAAAAUGUAUCAGGAAUAGGAGGCCGUUACUUCAUUGAUUGUGGGGAUGACUGGGAAUUAUAUGCACACAACAGCCUCGGCAGCAAACUGAAACUUAUGAAGACCAUUGAAGAGUACGUCAGUUCAACACCACAGAUAGAAGAGAAUGGAGGUAUUGUACUUGGAUCCAAAAGAACUACUGCAUUUCUAGUGGAUAAAAAGACUGGAAGUAUCAUCAAUACAUAUAGUGCUUCUGAUUCACCAGCCGCAAUGCAGAGCAGUGAAAAUGGUUUCUUCAAUAAUACCACUGUUGAUGAGCAGGUUCAGUCUAGCUCCGACAUAAGGACUGAUCAGAAACGGCUUUACAUCACUAGGACAGAUUAUACGUUGACAUCAUUUAUUCCGAACUCGAACAAAGUUUUGUGGAACAUGACUGUUGCUGAGAUUGGUGCUGCUUUUCUCUGUCCAGAGAUUGAAGAGUCACUUGAGCAGAGUACUUCGGAUUCAGACUCUUCUGAACCUAGUCUUCCUUUUCCUAUGCCAUUGAAUUGUCGAUCAAGAGCUCGCGUCUAUCGCUUUCGCGCGCACAAUAUAUUUGAACCCUUCUCCAGGCAUAAUUGGCUGCCAGAGCCUCAUGGUGAAGAUCUCACGCUUCCAGCACCAAAAUCAGAUGCUUUUCCUUCACAACCAAAUAUUGAUAAAGUUCUUGAACUUCUUCCUUCAUUGCGCAAUAAUGAUAAAAUUCUGGACGUGCAUUACCCCCAGGAACCUGAGGCUGUUCCCCCUUUUCAAAUGUUGGAUGAUGAGAGUCGAAAAUCUCAUGUACAAGAUGUGAAAUUGUCAUCAAAUGAUGGUUCUAUGCUGUUUCCUGGCAACUUCAGCUCAUUCCAGCUCAUUCUUUUUUCUAUUAGUCUUCUAGCUUUUGUUGUCUACCAUUAUAAUCUGAUCACUGUGGAAAAAGUAAAGUUGAUUGCUCAGCCUUCUUAUGUUACUGCUGUAAACAUACCUUUGAAAAGGAAGAAACCUCGGAGAUCUGGGAAGGGCAGAAUAAACAGUGAGAAAAUGGACAAAGAAGAAAAUUUGGUUAAUAACACUUUUAAUGACUUUCUGAACCUAAAUCAACUGAAUUCUUACACAGAUGGACGCACCAUUGGUAAGUUAUUUGUCUCAAGCAAAGAGAUUGCAAAAGGUAGCAAUGGAACCAUUGUCGUUGAAGGGAUUUAUGAAGGCCGUCCAGUUGCCGUGAAACGCCUUGUGAGGGCCCAUCAUGAUAUCGCCUCUAAGGAAAUUCAAAAUCUUGUGGUGUCUGACCAACAUCCAAAUAUUGUCAGAUGGUACGGAGUGGAGCAAGACCAAGAUUUUGUGUAUCUUGCGCUAGAGCGCAGUGCUUGCAGCUUGAAUGAUCUUAUUCAUAUAUAUUCAGAGUCCUCUAUUGACGUAAUUGUUAGCAAAAACAUGGAUUCAGAGUUUUUGACGGAGUAUAGGGUCCAUUUGGAAUCUAUAAAAGGCACUAUGCAGGAGUUUGAACUAUGGAAGGCAGAUGGCUAUCCAUCACUCGUAUUGUUGAAGCUGAUGAGGGAUGUGAUAUGUGGACUUGUACAUCUCCAUGAAUUGGGAAUUGUCCAUCGUGAUUUGAAGCCGCAAAAUGUAUUAAUAUUCAAAGAUAGAUAUUUUUCUGCGAAGCUUUCUGAUAUGGGUAUCAGUAAACGCCUUGUUGAAGACACAUCUUCGUUGGGGCAUCAUGCUACAGGCUGUGGAAGUUCAGGAUGGCAAGCGCCUGAACAGCUUCUUCGUCAGCGUCAAACAAGGGCAGUCGAUGUGUUUAGUCUAGGUUGCGUUCUGUUUUUCUGCUUUACUGGUGGUAGACAUCCCUUUGGUAACCCUCUUGAACGUGAUAUCAAUAUCACUAAAAAUAAAGUUGACCUUUUCCUGGUGGAACACAUUCCAGAAGCUGUGGAUCUGUUUUUUCAAUUAUUAAAUCCUAAUGCUGAAAUGAGGCCAAAGGCAUCAGAGGUGCUUUACCAUCCCUUAUUUUGGAGCGGUGAGCUGCGACUAUCCUUCCUCCGUGACACAAGUGACAGGAUAGAAUUGGAAGACAGAGAGACUGAUUCUCCUCUCUUAAAAGCUUUAGAAAGUACAGCCCCUCUGGCUUUAGGUACAAAGUGGGAUGAAAAGAUGGAACCUGCAUUUCUUAAGAACAUUGGACGCUACAGACGUUAUAAGUAUGACAGUGUUCGUGACUUAUUACGAGUCAUGCGUAACAAGUUGAAUCAUUAUCGAGAGCUUCCCACAGAAAUACAGGAACUAAUCGGAUCGGUUCCAGAAGGAUUUGAUAGGUAUUUUAAGACUAGGUUCCCAAAACUAUUGAUCGAAGUAUACAAAGCCGUGUAUACAUACUGUAGAGAGGAAGAAUGGUUUCUCAAGUACUUCAAAUGUACGACAUUGUAG
Molecule: messenger RNA, 2817 nt
Organism: Fraxinus pennsylvanica
Lineage: Eukaryota; Viridiplantae; Streptophyta; Magnoliopsida; Lamiales; Oleaceae
Source: the annotation of a GenBank genome assembly